Messenger RNA from Leptopilina boulardi, 2921 nucleotides. Its product is annotated as transmembrane protein 115. Lineage: Eukaryota; Metazoa; Arthropoda; Insecta; Hymenoptera; Figitidae. Gene Ontology annotation, cellular component: membrane; Golgi apparatus. Gene Ontology annotation, biological process: retrograde vesicle-mediated transport, Golgi to endoplasmic reticulum. Bases 293 to 1387 code for a protein of 364 amino acids. The record is from RefSeq and is a predicted model, not a curated record. The transcript has 4 exons.
AUGUCAUCAUAUUAUUUGGAAUAUCUGCGGUGAUUUUUGUGUGGGAAUUUCUCUAUAGUUGAUUAUUUGGUGUCCUUAUGUAUAUUUAUAUAUUCAAUUUCGCAUGUGAUAUUUGCAUCUAAGGGUGCUUUAUUUAAAAGAUGUUUUUAAUUUUACAUUUGCCACGUGACUGAAAGUGGAUAUUAUCAUUUUUUUUUGGAAAGAAAGGAAAAAAUAGGAACACGAAGGCAGAAAAAAAAGUUUUGUCAUCAUCAUCAUCAUUCAUUUAGAAGGAGGUUAAAUAACACCUGGGAUGAUGGCAACAGUUAAGGGCUUGGGAAGGAAUAUUCCUUAUUUAAGACAACAAUUUGCAGCACUUUUAGGGAAUACGAGUACAAGUGUUAAAUUUAUAUGCAUAGUUGUUUUAUUCUCCUAUUGUUUAUCAUAUUCCCAGGAAGCAGUGAAAGCAUUAAGUGUUACACCAGGUUAUUUGCUGCCACCUGCAUUUUGGAUAUGGACAGCGUUUACAUUUUGUUUUCUUGAAAUACAUUUUUGGGAAGUUUGUGUUGAUAUUGUUACAGUGGGUUUAUGUGGAAAAUUGAUAGAACCAUUAUGGGGUGCAAUGGAAAUGAUGACAUUUUUUGCUGUUGUGAAUUUUGGAGUUGCUGUACUUUCCACUUUGUUUUAUUUAUUUUUAUAUAUAUUAACAGGUGGUACUGAUUUACUAUUUGACAUUCACAUUCAUGGUCUUACUGGUUAUAUUGGAGGAGUUAGUGUUGCUGUGAAACAAAUAAUGCCUGAUCAUAUUAUAAUAAAGACACCAAUUGGAAAAAUUAUGAAUAGAAAUAUUCCCUUAAUUGUUUGGAUCGUAUCUUUAUUGAUGUGGGUCUUGGGUUUAUUGGAAGGAACACAUCCCACUAUGUUUCUCAGCGGAUUAUUCAUUUCUUGGACGUAUUUGAGAUUUUAUCAAAGACAUAAUAAUGGUACUCGAGGAGACAUGGCCGAUAAUUUUACAUUUGCUAGCUUCUUCCCAAAUGUUCUACAACCACCGAUUGCCGUAUUUAGUAAUACAAUACACAGUUUUUUCGUUCGUAUUGGUUUAUGCAGAAAAGUUGUUCGAAGGUUCGACAUGUCAAACGCGCCGCCAGGUUUAGUUAUAAAUUUACCUGGAAUUGAUCCGCAUGACAGUGAAAGACGAAGACAACUAGCUUUAAAAGCAUUGAGCGAAAGAUUGAGCAAGGAUCAUGCCAAACCUUGGCAACAAGAAAGAAGUAAAAAACAUUCGCCUCCCGUUCCUCCAGCAGUGACUGUACAAAUUCCAGAACCUGUCCCAUUGAAACCAAUUCCAUCACCAUUGAUUCCACAAAUUAAUGUGAAUAUUCACAGUCAACCAUCGACGAGUACGUGAUCAUCCUAAAGGAAAAAGAAAAGAAUUUAUUUUCAAUAAAUUUUUAGGUAUGUACCGAAGCCCAAAGGAGCUUUUAAAAAGAAAUGUUUUUACCAAAAAAAAAAAAAAACUGGUUUAACUAUGGCGAUAUAAGAAUUUGAGACUUGUAUUUUAUUUUUUUAAAUAUAAAAAUACCGCUUAUAAAAACAGUUACAUUAAUCAGAAAUCCUCUGAUUACCUUUAAAAUUUUAUUCAUAGAUUCUUUUAACAAAUAAAGCCACAAUUUCAUUUUCAAACAAAAGAAAAAAGUAUUUCUUUUUAUUUAAUAAUAAAAUUAUAAUCAAAGUUUGUAAAAUCAAAACUAAUCCCUUUGAUUUCAAUUUCUUUUUUUCAAUGUGGCUGUUUUUUUUUUUUUUGUAUAAAAUUAUCUUUUUUUUAAGAAAAAACGCUUUCUAGUUAAAAAGAAUAGAAUUAUCAACAAAAAAAAAAAAUACUAUAUGUGAUUUGCGAAAAAAAGCAAUCGAAAAUCUUUUUUAUAGACGAAGAAUUAUGUGUACAUACUGAUGUAAUUGAUCUUAUAAGAAAUAAUUAGCUAAAUUAAGAUCGAUUAUUUUAUUUGUAUAGAUAUAAGAAUAUUCAUGAGAAAUUUACAACUCAUUUGCAAUUUAUAAGAUGAUAGUGAGAAAAAAGAUCAUCUUUUGUAAAUAAUUAUUUAAUAUUCUAAUUCUUUUUUUUUUAUAAAUAUAUAUAUAUAAAAUAGUUUAUUUUUAAAACUUUUUCGUCUUCCCGCAGCACGCAAAAAUAAAUGAGUGAUUGUAAAAUUUAAUUUUUGCUUGACUGAAUGAUAAAACUAUUUUAAUUAUUAUAUUUUGAAGAAAAUGAAUAGCAUAAUAAUAAUAAUUUUUAUUCUAAUAGGAAUUUAAAAUUAAAAAGAUUAAUAACUGUAAUUUAAUAUAAUUAUUUUAAUUAUAAUUUAUUAGAUUGUUAAUUAUAGUUUUGUUUAAUUAGUAAUUAUUUUUCAAUUAUUUGUUGCAACAAUUUUCUUUUUUAUUCUAAUUUUUAAUAUAAUGAAUGUUUUAAUUAAAAAGAAUCUCUGUUUACAGCGGAUAAAAUAUUGUAAAUUAAAAAAAAAACGUGUUCUAUUUUAUAUAAUAUACGUAAAAAGCAAAUGAGUUGUAAAUAAGAAAAUUAAGUGAAACUGUAAAGGGAACAAGGCAUUUAAAAAAAAAAUGAAAAAGCUGUACAGAGACGUGUAUAAUCGUAAGUAAAGAUCAAAUUUUUAUGUGUUGUAUAAAAAUCAUUCUCUGAACAUUUUUGAGUGUUUAAUGUGAAUUGUCUUGAUCUCGUACUUAUAUAGAAAAAAAAAAAAACAUUUUUUGAUCGACUUCUAAAUGAAAAUCGUAUUACUUUACUACAGCGUUAAACGGAUAAUUACACCAAUGGUACAUAAACAUUAUAAGAGUUACGAAUAAAGUGUAUUUAAAUUAUAACAACAAAUUUUGUACAUACGUUAACAGUUGUUACGACUUGUAUAUUAAAAUCUAUUGUCCAUUAA